Caretta caretta (loggerhead turtle) is the source of this 3593-nucleotide messenger RNA. The record is from RefSeq and is a predicted model, not a curated record. NCBI's taxonomy places the organism in Eukaryota, Metazoa, Chordata, Testudines, Cheloniidae.
CCCCCCCGCCGCAGAGACCUCGCCUCGGACCCCUCCCCCCGCGCCCCGGCCCAGGGGGGGCUGCCCCGUGCCCGACCCCCCCCAUGAGAUUUUUUAGGCUGACCUUCAAGUGCUUCGUGGAUUGCUUCUGAUCCCCCCCGCGGCUGCAGUGACCCCCCGCCUCCAGAGCACCCCCCGGCGCCCCUCCCCCCCCAGCUCGUCUCUUUGCAAGGGGGGGGAGAGAUUUUAAAUUGCAUCCCCUUUCUUCCCCCCCCCCGCCAAGACCUAGAUCCUGAGCCCCGCCUCGUAAGUUUGGGGGAGACCUUCCUCUCCUCCCCCCUCCGCAGGACCCCCAGAUCCCCCCCUUUGAAUCCCCCCUCCAGCGCCCACAGACCCCACCGCAGCGCCUCUCCCAGACCCGGAUCUUCCCCCCCCCGCACUUCCUAGAUUGGGGGGGUACCGAACCCGCCCCCCCACCGGACCAUGAGCAAAGGGAGCUUGCUGGAAAACGGGGUGUACAGCGUCCCCUUGAGGGGGGUCAUGUGCCAGGAGCAGGAGGAGGGGGGGCUGGUGGCGGUGUCCCGCAAAGGGGACCGGGGGGGCCCCCUGCCGGCCCCCCCGCCGCCCGCCGCCGCCCCGCCGCCGCCCCCCCGGGAGACCUGGACCCGGCAGAUGGAUUUCAUGAUGUCCUGCGUGGGCUUCGCCGUGGGGCUGGGCAACGUCUGGCGCUUCCCCUACCUGUGCUACAAGAAUGGCGGAGGUGUCUUUCUGAUCCCCUAUCUCCUCAUCGCCGUGCUGGGGGGGGUCCCCAUUUUCUUCCUGGAGACUUCGCUGGGGCAGUUCAUGAAAGCUGGGAGCAUCAACGUCUGGAACAUCGCGCCCCUGUUCAAAGGUCUGGGCUUCGCCUCCAUGGUGAUCGUGUUUUACUGCAACACCUAUUACAUCAUGGUCCUGGCCUGGGGCUGCUACUACCUGGCCAGCUCCUUCGCGGACCCCCUGCCCUGGGCCAGCUGCGGCCACCCCUGGAACUCGCCCGCGUGCACCGAGAGCUUCCCCCCGCCCUGCACCCCCGGGAACCGCAGCUGUGAGCCCGAGGGGCGCUCGCCCGUGCUGGAGUUCUGGGAGAACCGGGUGCUGCACCUGUCGAGGGGCCUGGAGGUGCCGGGGGCCAUCAACUGGGAGGUGACCCUCUGUCUGCUCGGGUGCUGGGUGCUCGUCUACUUCUGCGUCUGGAAGGGCGUCAAAUCCACCGGGAAGAUCGUCUAUUUCACUGCUACAUUCCCCUACGUGGUGCUGAUCGUCCUUCUGAUUCGGGGCGCCCUGCUCCCCGGUGCCGGCGCCGGGAUCCUGUAUUACCUGAAACCCGACUGGUCCAAGCUGGGAUCCCCUCAGGUCUGGAUCGACGCAGGGACUCAGAUCUUUUUCUCUUACGCCAUCGGUCUGGGCGCCCUGACAGCCCUGGGCAGCUACAACCGGUUCAACAACGACUGCUACAAAGAUGCCAUAAUCCUUGCCCUGAUCAACAGCGGGACGAGUUUCUUCGCGGGCUUCGUUGUAUUUUCCAUCUUGGGCUUCAUGGCAGCGGAGCAGGGGGUCGACAUCUCCAGGGUUGCAGAAUCCGGGCCUGGCCUGGCGUUCAUCGCGUAUCCCCGAGCUGUCACCCUGAUGCCCGUCGCUCCCCUCUGGGCGGCUCUGUUCUUCAUCAUGCUGCUGCUACUUGGACUGGACAGCCAGUUUGUGGGGGUGGAGGGUUUCAUUACAGGGAUCCUGGACUUGCUCCCGGCCAGCUGCUCGUUCCGGUUCCAGCGGGAGGUGACGGUCGCCCUGAGCUGCACCCUCUGCUUCUUCAUCGACCUCUCCAUGGUCACCGAGGGGGGCAUGUACGUCUUCCAGCUCUUCGACUACUACUCGGCAAGCGGCACCACGCUGCUGUGGCAGGCGUUCUGGGAGUGUGUGGUGAUCGGCUGGGUGUACGGGGCUGAUCGGUUCAUGGACGACAUCGCCUGCAUGAUCGGCUACCGGCCCUUCCCCUGGAUGAAAUGGUGCUGGAUGGUCCUGACGCCCCUCAUCUGCCUGGGCAUUUUCCUCUUCAACGUUGCCUAUUACAAGCCGCUGAUCUACAACCAGACCUACGUGUACCCCUGGUGGGGCGAGGCCAUCGGCUGGGCCUUCGCCCUCAGCUCCAUGCUCUGCCUGCCCCUCACCGCCCUCUACAAGCUCCUCCGCGCCCAGGGGACCCUGGCUGAGCGCUGGCAGGACCUGACCCAGCCCGUCUGGGGGCUGCACCACCUGGAGUACAAGCUGCCCGAGGGGGACGGGAGGGCGCUGACGACGCUGAACCCCGGCGCCGAGGACGUGGGGAAAGUCGUGAUCCUGGAGAGCGUCAUGUGACUGCGAGCGGCCCCCCUCCCCCCAAUCACACAGCCGCUCUGUGGGGGGGGCAGGACCCCUGAACCAGCCCCCACAAGCCCGGACGCCUGGGUUCUCUCCCUGGCUCGGGGAGGGGAAUGGGGUCUAGGGGGCUGGGAGCCCGGACACCUGGGUUCUCUGGGAGGGGCACCUAGAAUGGCUCCCCUGUUCAGACCCACACGCCACAGAGCCAGCAUAACACCCCCCAGCCAGCGAACCCAGGCGUCCUCCCCCCCCCCCCAGCCCUUGAACAUAGAUUAUAUUUUGCACAUUUUGUAUCGAGAGCUAUAGGGAGAUCGGGGGGGGGGGGUAAUUGCGGGGCCUGUUCAAAGCACUAACGAGCCGCAGCGUCGAGGCCGGGUGUCGCGCGGGGACCCGGCGGGCAGGUUUGCACAGGACAAAGUGUGUGUGUGUCCGGGGGGGGGGUGUGUCCCCAUCCGUCCGUGGGGGGAGGGGGUGUCUGUAGGGGUGUCUGGGGGGGAGUCUGUGUCAGUGUCCAGGUGUGUGUGUGUCCGUGGGGGGGUGUAUGUGUCUGGGGGGGGGGGUCUGUCAGUGUCCAGGUGUGUGUGUGUGUGGGGGUCGGGGCGUGUGUGUGUCCGUGGGGGGGUGUGUGUGUCUGUGGGGGGUCUGUCAGUGUCCAGGUGUGUGUGUGGGGGGGGGGUCGGGGCGUGUGGGUGUCUGUGGGGGGUGUGUGUGUCUGUUCAUGCUACAUCCAUGUACCAACUCAACCUCAAUCCAACGGGGCUAGAACUGGGGGGGCUGCAGUGGCCGGUGGGGGGGCUGUAGCUGGGGGCUCAGCCCCCCUGGGGUGUGAGCAGGGGCCCUGCCCUGUUUCUGGCCCCUUUGUCCCCCCGCGCAGCGCGGCCCAGCCUGGAAGCAGCCCCGGGGCUGGGUUUGUUUUGAGGGAGGUGGGGGGAUGCCCCCCCAGCAGGGGGCAAAAUCCAGAGUGACUCCAGAUUCCCCCCCUCCCUGGGAGAGGCAUCCCAGGUGUCCCCCCAACCCUAGGGGCUCCGGGGGUGCUAUUCCACAUCAGUCUUCCACGGUGGCAGCUUUAACAUGUUGUGUGUUGUGUCAAACCAGCAGGGGCUCCCCUGACCCCCCAUCCCGAGCCCCCCAAUCCCCUGAUCCCCCCAUCCCCAGAGCCCCACGUCUGUGAUCGUGUUAAUUUCCAUCCUCAGACAGCAAUAAACGAGACAUAUCCCGGC